UAGUGUAUCAAAACCAAUUUUACAUCCGUAGUAAAGUCUAAAUUUAUAUAUACACACAAUGGGUUUCAUUUGUGAAAGUGGUUGACAAGGAUAGCAUUAAUACAUUUUUAAACAUGUGUUUUCUUCAUUUAUUAACGUUUAUCAUUUUGUUAUUCCUGUAUGAAUCACAAAGUCUCCAAGAAGGAUUCUGUGGAAAUGUUGUAAAGACAUCGGUUUUGAGAAUAUGUACAGAGGACCGGAUGCAAGAUGCAACGACUGCUUAUAUUGAUACCAUCGAGGCUCCCAAAUUUAAGAACACGUCUUGUGAAUGUCGCAUAUUUCCUUCUAGAAACAGAGCUAGUUUGAUGUUUGAAAUGAUAAAUAUCACUCAAGGGUCACAAUUGAAAUUUAAAAUAAAGGGAAAUGUGUUUGACAAAUUAAGUAGCUCACGUUCAGUUCGUAUCCAGGAAAACACUAAGCUUAAGUUUAUUACUAAUACAACUCGGAAACAAGAGGGAGCUUGUCUCGCCAUCUAUCAAAUUUUAGAAAACCGGAACCCACGUCAAGAAGUCAAAUUCAGUAUUAGAUGCAAAAAGGUUGCAUCAAGAGCAACAACAAUAGAAACGAUGCCAGUUUCAAAUUCAGCAAGUCAAGUGCCUGGAAUAAUGGCUCCUCUGUCAUCAAAUUCUAAAUCCCACACAUUGUCAACAAAAAAGUCUUCUGCUCAAACAAAAGUCGGUCUUGAUUCUACAGACAACAGAAGAAUAGGCAUUUUAGGUAUAUUCUAAUAAACUGAAAUACAAGGUAUCAUUCGAUUUAGAAUAAAUUCAAAUGAUAAUUACCUAUGUUACUUAAUAUAGUAACAAUAAUUAUCUAAGGUAUUUCAACGCUAUAAAUGCAAUAUUUAGGUCAUUUUGCAUUUUUUGCCGCCUUGC
Molecule: messenger RNA, 914 nt
Organism: Ruditapes philippinarum (Manila clam)
Lineage: Eukaryota; Metazoa; Mollusca; Bivalvia; Venerida; Veneridae
Exons: 4
Coding region: 114-767 (217 amino acids)
Source: RefSeq, a predicted model, not a curated record